AUGGUUCCUCACUACAGACAUGAAAUCCCAUCAUAUGAAAGGCAAGUACAGGCACAAUGCAGUUUACUGUACACAGACUUGAGUUGUGGUAAACAUAGAUUAGGAGGAUCUUCAUUAGCUCAUUGUUAUGGUCAGUUAGGUAACAUCUCACCUGACCUAGAUGAUCCGGAUAUUUUUGUCAGUGCCUUCAAUCUCACACAGAAACUUAUCAAAGACAGGAAGUUGGUUUCUGGUCAUGAUAUAAGUGAUGGAGGAUUAAUAACAUGUAUUUUAGAGAUGUCCUUUGCUGGUAAUUGUGGAAUAGACAUUGACAUUUCUUGUGAUUCAGAUGUACCAUUUAUUGAUUUGUUGUUUGCUGAAGAACUGGGAUUUGUAUUUGAAGUAUCAAAGAAAAAUGAACAAAAAAUAAUAAAUGCCUUUUCUGCAAUAAAUAUUCCUUGUUUUUUCAUUGGACAUUCAAGAAAAGAUACCAAACAGAUAAAUAUAUCGGUAAACAAACAGGAGGUAUUACAUGAAGACAUGACAGGUCUCAGAGAUAUCUGGGAAGAAACCAGCUUCCAGUUAGAGAGUUUUCAAACAGACUACCAGUGUGUACAGCAGGAACAGCAAGGAUUGAAAGAGAGGCUAAAGCCUCCUUAUCAUAUACCAUUUGAAUCAGAAAUCAUCAGUUUUGUUCCCAGAGGUAGACCAACAAGUAUACCACCGAUCAAGGUGGCAGUUUUACGUGAGGAAGGUAGUAAUAGUGACAGAGAAAUGGCCGCUGUAUUACACAUGGCCGGCUUUGAAGUUUGGGAUGUCAACAUGCAGGAUAUGUGUUCAGGAAAGAUAACUCUUGAUCAGUUCAGAGGAGUAGUUUUUGUCGGUGGAUUUAGCUACGGUGAUGUAUGUGGAUCUGCUAAAGGUUGGGCAGCAUCAAUUUUAUUUAAUCAGAACAUCAGAGAACAGUUUUUAAAGUUCAGAAAUCGCCCUGACACUUUCAGUUUAGGAGUUUGUAAUGGAUGCCAGUUGAUGGGUCUACUUGAUUGGGUAGCUCAAGAUGAAGACCAGAAAGGUAUUAAUUAAUAAUUAGUUAAGGCG
Mytilus trossulus (common blue mussel) is the source of this 1077-nucleotide messenger RNA. Its product is annotated as phosphoribosylformylglycinamidine synthase-like. Lineage: Eukaryota; Metazoa; Mollusca; Bivalvia; Mytilida; Mytilidae. The record is from RefSeq and is a predicted model, not a curated record. Bases 1 to 1062 code for a protein of 353 amino acids. The transcript is spliced from 7 exons.